Fusarium verticillioides 7600 is the source of this 2411-nucleotide messenger RNA. RefSeq lists its product as hypothetical. Gene Ontology annotation, cellular component: inositol phosphoceramide synthase complex. The coding region runs from base 309 to 1520 and encodes 403 amino acids. The record is from RefSeq and is a predicted model, not a curated record. Lineage: Eukaryota; Fungi; Ascomycota; Sordariomycetes; Hypocreales; Nectriaceae. Gene Ontology annotation, biological process: inositol phosphoceramide metabolic process; sphingolipid biosynthetic process. Gene Ontology annotation, molecular function: inositol phosphoceramide synthase activity. The transcript is spliced from 3 exons.
GCCCAGUGCGUGCGUUCGAUAGCUUUUGAUCAGAAAGAAAUCCUGAUCCCAAAUCAAAUCCUUGCUUCCCUUGUUUUGACCGGUCCUCCCCCUGUUCAUUAUUCUCCGCGUCUUCCGAAGUUCGUUCUUUAUUUAUCUUUUUAACGUAAACCUUUUUUUUUUCCCCUUCUAACGUAUCGACUCACCCGCCCCAACCUAUUCGUCGUGACAACCUUUAAGCUUCUUUUACUCUAUUUAUUACACCCUUCGUCUUUCUUUUAUUUUUGCUGGUUCAGGUCAGGUCGGCACAUGCCGCAGUAGAGGACAUCAUGGCUCAAGAGCAAACUCCACAGAAUGAACAAGAUUUGGGUGAGCCGCAGUUUGCCUACCACGCCGUCGUGGAGCCAAUCUUCAUCGUCGGUGUCAUGAUCGCUUCAUGUUACUUCAACCGCCUCCGAAACUUCUCCAUCAUCCCUUCGUCAAAGAGCGCUGACCAAGGUCUCCUCGGCCAAUCGAAGUUGGAGCCAUGGGACGAGGACGACGUCCACGACGAGACGGAGCGUCUCAACCUCGCCGACGCAGCGUCGCCGACUGACACGCACCCACCCAAGAAACGAACGUGCUGCGGUACUGUUGUUCACACGCCCAACUCGAGCCGGUACGCCAAGUACUAUCACUCGCGCUUCAUACAAAAGUUCCCGUUCCUCGUCGAGAUGUUCUACUGGGCUGUCAAUCUGCUCUUCUACGUCGGCGUCAAGUCGGCGAGUGAGCUUAUCGCCGCCACGGAUGGCGUCUGGCAGACUGCGGAGAACCAUGGAAAGGCGGUCUUGUGGUUUGAGCAUGAGGGUCCGUUUAGCUGGUUGUUUCCUCUGCGCGAGAUCGAUGUCCAGAGCUUCUUCAGGAAUGAUCACCAGACGAUGCUGACCAUCUUGAACCGCGCUUACUCCCUUAUUCACAUCCCCGUCACCGUCAGCUUCCUCGCAUGGUAUUACUACGCCGCACCGACGCACGCCCAGUUCGCAGAGGCUCGUCGCAUGAUGACGCUCACAAACCUCUUCAGCUUCGUCGUCUUCACAACAUACCCAUGCAUGCCGCCUCGUCUCCUCCCCGAAGAAUACGGCUUCUUCGACACCGUCCGCCGCGAAGACGCCGAGUCCAUCUACGCCACCAACAAGUUCUUCAACCAGCUCGCCGCCUUCCCCUCUCUUCACUUUGGAUACUCCUUCUGCAUCGGCACUGUCCUCCUGUACCACUCUGGCCUCUUCCGCCGCCGCCUCGCCCCCCGUGAGAAGCGCAUGAGCAAGGCGUGGCAGGUCUUCUUCGUGGUGCUGAGCGUCGUGUACCCGGCGUUUGUGUUGACUAUCAUUGUUGCUACGGCGAAUCACUACUGGCUUGAUGCCCUUGCUGCUACAGGAGUUGUUCUGGUUGCUUGGCUGUCGAACCGCAUGUUGCUUGGUCUUUUGCCCUUGGAGGAUCUGUUCCUCUGGUGCGUGAAGCUGGAGAAGCCGUUUCCUACAACCGGCAACCGGGGAGGAAAAUAAAUGACAACACAGCAUGUUUUACUCAAUCAUCACAUAACGAUAUCGCAUAGCAACCCAUCGCAAUGAACCAUUUAAUUAAUGUUAAUCUAGAAUAAUGUCAAUCAAUAACGUACACGCAUGCCCCCACUUCACGAUAUCCCACAAGACGGUGUGAUAUGCUCACGUGCUCACCUCCAAACAAGGCUUGCACCCAUGCUCGCCUUGCGGAGAAUGUGAAAUUGUGGUGGAGUUUUGACCAUCCCCUUUUUAUGCGCUUGAUGGAAUUGAAUGUGGGACCUGUCGAAGGAUCGGACCCGACGAGAUUACCGUGCCGAAACCCACCAACGGAAGACGGAGGUCAAUGAAACGCCGUUGGAGUGAUUAAAAUCUGACCGACUUGUGUGGCACCACUGGAAAAAUUCUGCUGACGAGAGACGGGCUGAACGAACGCGCGGACGAACUAAUACGCGUAGAUAAGAUACGAGCAAAGAUGAAUACGCCAAAUACGCGAAGGUUUCACAGAAAACUGUUGAUCGGCAUCAGUGAAUACAAAGUGUGUCGAGAAUCGGGGUCUCGGACGUUGGAAUUUAGAGUUCAAUUAACUUUCAAGCUUCAAAUUUUCAUUCAAGGGGUACUUGAUUCAUUCCUCUCUAUUUUCUUUGGUCCAAUCACGCUAUGGAAGAGACUCACUUGUAGAAAGGACCCUGCAUCGCUUGAGUGGACGACAUUGCAUCCGAAGAAGCCGGUUGCACUGCGACGUGAGAUUCUUAUCUCGUAUUUGAGAUCCCAUGUGCAAAAGGUCUUGGGGGAGUGUCACUGUUGCGCAACGUCGCUGAAUUGAAAAUGAGCCAUUUAUUGGGAGUCUCGGAGUUGAUACAUGCAGCUGAAUCCCGUUGAUUCCGUGAGCUAACG